UCUAUUGCAGCUGACGUGGCCUCCAAGCGAACCUCUUAUAGACUUUACAAGAACUUAAUCGGAGACGACGGUCGGAUUUACAUUUGCUCCGGCAAAAACUUCUUUUCCUUUGAAAGCAACGGCUCUAUUGCAUGGACAGUACAUUUGAAUUACACAUGCAAUUCAAAUAUAGCUCCAAUUAACGGAGGAUCAAAAAAGAUAUAUUUGGUCGCGGAAAACAGGGUACUAAAAAUUUACCCUCUGAGAAUCGGAACUUCCGAAGCUGCUGUCGAAUUAUUCUUCGGCCCAACGCAAUUUACGGAAAAACCAGAGGAUAUUAUCGGAAUCUCUGCAAGCAUAUCCAGUUCAUGUGUGCUGAUCAACGUUAAAAACCGUGGGCUAUUUGCGUAUAGAUUACACGGUCAGCUUCUUUGGAGCGCUGGUCCAGUGCUCUAUCAACACGGAUUUCGCCAAGGGUGUAGGAAAAAUAUCACGGAGUGCUAUUUUACUUCUUCGCCGGUGAUCGAUCAUUGUGAAGCUAGUAUAUUCGUAAGCAUCUUUCCGUGUCCUUUGAUUAUGUUUUUCAAGUGUGCUUUACAAUUUUAUUUUAUUUAUUUCUUGCAGAUGUGUAAUACGGUAGGGGAACUGUAUUCGUUAUCGGUACGCGGUCCUUAUUUUAAGUGGAUUCAAGAUUUGAGUUCGUUUGGGAAUAAAUUUAUAGUUACACCUGGAAACAAUGGCCGUCUCUACGUGACUGUACCUGGGACAGGUGUCGUCCUUGCAUUGGAUGUUUCGACGGGAAAUAUUUUGUGGCGAGGAGAUGUUGGGCCGUUGAGUUCUGCAGAUUACGAGCCGGUUGUUGAUUCAAAUGGAUGGAUAUCGUUUGGCUCGUUGGACGGAUCUUUUUAUUCGUUUUCGCCCACGGGGGAUCUUAAGAGAUUCCCCAGAUCGGCUAGCUUGAAUUCUGUAAUCCAAGUUAGUCCUGUGCUUGAUUGCUCCGGUUAUGGAGUUUAUAUUUCUCAGACAGAAAUGGAAGGAAAAGCUUUUCAGACAGCUGCAGAGUAUGUCCGUGUAUCGGCACUGAAACCAAAAAGUGUUGCCUUCACAUUGCUUGUUCCAUCUUCUGGUUCAAUCUACUUGUCUGAGAGUGAUCCGGUUAAAAAAACAAAAAAAGCAGGUAAAAUCUUGUACAAGCUGUCACAGAGUGAUCUGCAACAUUUUGUGAUAGAUGAAAGAACUCUACUGGCAUUUUUCGCCGUUUCAAGAAAACGGAGCCCGUUACCUUGUCGCAGCACACGUCAAAAGCUUGCAUCUAGCUGCUCACAAGUCAACCCCAAGACCCUAAGUAUCUACUCAGGUAAUGAGAGGACAAUAGUAUUGUUUCUCUUAAUCGAAUCGGUAAUUCUUGUGCUCGUAGCAGCACUAGUACAACGUUGCUGCGUCUUCUGGAAGAAGAAGAAGCUUCAAUCUCAGAACCUCGGGAAGUUUCUAGAAAAAAGAAGAUCUUUGCGAUCACAGAAGAAAGCCUACGACAGAAUGAUUUACGAGAUAGAAGAAAAGGCGGCUUCAGACGAAGCGGUGGCAAACGAAGUAUUGGAAAGACUAAGUGAUUUGGUUAAGGAACGAGAAGACAUCAAACGAAAGCUCUCAACUAGUUAUAGCUUGGGAAGGGACGACUACGGCGAAAAGGCGCGUAGUUCCAAAUCCGCCCUUCCUUUGUACGACGAAAAGACGAGAAGCUACUCGAUUAAGGGCUCGAAAAACGAGAGCGUUACGGUAUUUCACACGGUGAGCGACAGUUCUUCGAAUACUAGUAGUGCUUCUGAAGAUGAUGAAUAUGAAGAAGAAUCUGAUGGUGAAAAGUCAAAGGGAAAAGCUCAUGUUGAAAAUAGUAGUGAUGAUGAAGACGGGAUUAGAGAGAGUGGGAGUAGGAGUUUAAGGAGAAGAACUGUUUCUUUUACAAAUUAAUUAGGACAAUUAAUUUUGGUUUUGGCUGUAAUAAUUUAAUUAGUGUAUAUUUUCAAGGUUUUCUAAACCUAUUUUGUCAAUUGUAAGAGGGUUUUAAUUUAAA
Molecule: messenger RNA, 2050 nt
Organism: Erythranthe guttata (spotted monkey flower)
Lineage: Eukaryota; Viridiplantae; Streptophyta; Magnoliopsida; Lamiales; Phrymaceae
Source: RefSeq, a predicted model, not a curated record